CCAUUGCCUGCUGUUAGCACUUAGCACAACCGCGUUUCCACACCGGUCAAUAAGGUGAUAGCAACGUGCCCCCUCAACCAUGGCCUCCGUCGAACUCAAAGCAAAGAAACGACUCUCAGAGGAGAAGAAGACAGAGUCUCCCACCAAAAAGACAGAGACCAUGGCCUCCGACGCACCCAAAGCAAAGAAGGGAAGAUUCUCAGAGGAGAAGAAGACAGAGUCUCCAAGCAAAAAGACAGAGUCUCCGAGCAAAAAGACAGAGACUCCGACCAAAAAGACGGAGUCUACUGACAAACUAAGCCCUAAUACACUCUUUGGGAUGGGAAACCCCUUACUGGACAUCUCUGCUGUGGUGGACAAAGACUUUCUGGACAAGUACACUCUGAAACCCAAUGACCAGAUCCUGGCAGAGGACAAACACAAAGAACUAUUUGAAGAGCUAGUGAAGAAGUCCAAAGUGGAGUACCACGCUGGAGGAGCCACACAGAACUCAAUUAAGAUCGCUCAGUGGAUGAUCCAGGAACCCCAUAAGGUCGGCACGUUCUUUGGCUGCAUUGGCAAAGACGACAAGUUUGGAGGGAUCCUGAAGCAGAAGGCUGAGGAGGCUCACAUCGACGCCCACUACUACGAGCAGGAGGAAAAGCCCACAGGGACCUGUGCUGCCUGCAUCACCGGAGACAACAGGUCUCUGGUAGCUAACCUAGCUGCUGCUGAGUGUUAUAAGAAGGACAAGCAUUUAGACCUGGAGGAAAACUGGGAGCUGGUGGAAAAAGCUAAAGUCUACUAUAUUGCAGGUUUCUUCCUCACUGUCUCUUUGGAGUCCAUCCUGAAAGUGGCAAAGCACGCGUCUGACAAUAACAAACUGUUUUGCCUGAACCUCUCCGCGCCCUUCAUCUGCCAGUUCUUCAAGGAUAACCUCAUGCAGGUUAUGCCCUACGUCGACGUGCUGUUCGGCAAUGAGACAGAGGCAGCAGCGUUCGCUAAAGAGCUUGACUUUGAGACCGAGGACAUCAAGGAAAUUGCCAAGAAAGCCCAGGCUUUGACCAAAGUCAACAAAAAGAGGCAGAGGAUUGUAGUGUUGACUCAGGGGAAGGAUAAAACUGCUAUGGCCAGUGAGAAGGUCGAGACAUUCCCUGUACUGAAGAUUGACCCGAAGGACAUUGUGGACACAAUCGGUGCAGGUGAUGCCUUUGUAGGAGGUUUCCUGUCUGGGUUAGUCCAGGAGAAACCUCUGGAUCAGUGUGUGAAGGCGGCACACUACGCUGCUAACGUCAUCAUCAGACGAGCAGGGUGCACCUUCCCAGAAAAACCCGACUUCAAAUGAGGAGUCCCGGAUCCUUCAGUCCGUCAGCCUGAAAUCACACACCCACCCUGCCGAAGAUAACUGACCCAUUCUUUCCACUAUUUUCUACAAAUACUUCCCCAAAUUAUUGUAGCCACAUUUUUUAAAUCUUCCGCACAUAAUUUCAUCCGCACAAAUAUUUAGUUGGGUGCCUCCUGGCGUGUGCCUGUCCCUGUUCUCCACUUGGGGCCGCUAGAGGAUCACGCAGCCAGGAGCCAAUGGAUAAUUGUUUUAUAGAUAAAUCACCUUUUAAGGAAUCAUGAAAAUAUCACAUAAUGUGAUAAUUUUAUUUUACACAAAGGAACUUUGUGUAAACAUUUUUGGAUCAAACACUGCAAACGUCUGUACGCCUAUCACACUGCUUUAUUCCACAAUGGGAGGACACCCUACACAAACGGGACUAAUGAAUCUAAAUCUGUCAAUGGAAGUUUGUAUACUACAUUGAAAUGUGCAGUAGUGACUUAUUUAAAAUGAAAUAUUCCUGAUUAUGAGUUCGUUCUUGUUUUAAGAUUUAAUCUAACAGGCCAGUAAUGAAACCAAGUGUUUUCAUUUUGAAAUGUGUCAAAGCCUCUGCCCACUAUGACCUGUGAUGACUUAAAUAUCAGCUUGAUUGCGUACAUUUUGUUCAGAAGGUACCUUCAACAUCAAACUCGUGGAAGUUUUUUGGGCAGGUGCUUCUUGUAAUGAGUGCCUUUUCCCCUUCCUUUCGCUGCAUGUGUUACAGUGUUCAGAGGCCUAUAGAUGUUCUGUUAAUCCACAUUUCUUUGCACAGGGAAACUAGACCAGUGAUGGGAGCUAUACAGUGGCUUUUCACCCCUCAAUACUUCAAUUUCUCCCUGAGUUAGUGGCCUGUGUUCUUUCUGGGUGUCUGUUGAUCUCUAGCUAAAUCAUAGAAUAUGUUACCAAACUUUAAUACCGUCCAUUUGAUUUAUUCAGAUUUUGACAUUUGUGUCACUGCAACUGGCAAUGAAAGAUGGAAAAUAAAUAAGGGAAACAAAUCUGAAACAUCAGCCAAAUUCAGGCUCGGGCUACUCUUGUGAUAUUGGGACAAAACAUUUCAAUAUUGUUUAAACCUAAGUUUGUGGUAUGCGCAGCACUGAAUCCUUGAAUUGAAGUAUCAUGAUCUUAAAAUGUGAUGAGGAGCAAGAAGUAUGUUUUCUGAAUACUACAAGAGUUGUUUUUAAACUUCAUCUUAUCUUUUAGUGUUGUCCCUUUGCCUCUUUUAAAAUACAGACUUUUUUUAUACCGGUAAACCAAAAAGCCUUAUGUGACCAUUUAUUCCUGAUCUCAAUUGUACUCAAGUUGCCCAUCUCUGUGCUAGAAUGUGAUGCUUGAAAUUUACAAAUUAAACAUACAACAAUAAUU
Trematomus bernacchii (emerald rockcod) is the source of this 2707-nucleotide messenger RNA. It is a transcript of the gene adka, whose product is annotated as adenosine kinase a. Gene Ontology annotation, cellular component: cytosol; nucleus. NCBI's taxonomy places the organism in Eukaryota, Metazoa, Chordata, Actinopteri, Perciformes, Nototheniidae. Gene Ontology annotation, molecular function: adenosine kinase activity. Gene Ontology annotation, biological process: purine ribonucleoside salvage. The record is from RefSeq and is a predicted model, not a curated record. The transcript has 11 exons. The coding region runs from base 80 to 1324 and encodes 414 amino acids.